AGGAAAAAAAAAAGAAGAGCAGAGUUGUCACAGCCUUUCCGUUGCUUCGGCUGCAUGGGUUACGCUAUCGCUGUUUCCAUGGCUACCGAUUCUGAUAGGCGACCGCACUCUUCGCGCUGGGAGCGCUUGCAGUUCUAGGCGGAAACAGCUACGGCCUACCGGGGAGCCUGGCGAGUUUUUUUCAGCCCGUCCCACGUCAAGAUCACUUGGUUGGUCCAGAGCAACAAAACCAGGCGCUGAACAAGCAACUGAAGCAAAGAUGACCAUGACAAAGCUGCUGGUUAAGGAUCGUAACAACACUUUCAAUGGCAAGCUGGUUACUUUUGUGGCCGAUGUCCCGGAAGAAGUGUUGUGCGCCUGUUGCAGCAAUAUAUCUUCCCAGCUUAUGGCCGACCCACGUGACCACUUGUACUGUCAGUCGUGCCUGGCAAUGUUGGAGGACGACGGAACGAUCGACUGUGUCAAAGAUGGUGCGGCGCACAGGAUUGAAGAGAUGGAAGACAGGAGCGAGAGAUUUCGUGAAGCCCUGAAGUUGAUUGCCAAUUGCCCCAAUGAAGCCUGCAGCUACUGCGCCACACUUAGGGAGAUUAUGAAUCACUAUAAAACUUGCGUUGUUAAGAUGGCAAAGUGCCCGCUAUGUCAAAAAGACGUCAGCCAAAAGACAUUGGGUACGCACAUAAAAAGCAUCUGCGAACAAAGACCUGUUGACUGCCCUUACUGUGGAAUCGAGGUGGAAGACAGACAUCUGAAGGAUCACAUGCAAGACUGUGAUGACAGGCCGGCAACUUGUGAUCAUUGCAGCGCGGAGUUCGAUACGUUUGCAGAGCUGCGGGACACGCACUUGCCGGCUUGCCCUUCGAAGCCUACAAAGUGCCCAUAUGCUCGCGUGGGAUGCAACUUUGAGACAACAGCUAACAAGAUGGAAGGACAUGUUGCCACGUGUCAGCACUUGACAGCCAUGAUCGACAGAGUUCUGCGUCUGGAAGCGCAGCUGCAGGAAAUGAGAAUUGCCUUAGAGGAAGAGAGAAAUGGGAGGGAGCAGUUGAAGCAGCUGAUCGCCGAAAAAGAGGACGAAUACCACAAAACAGAUGAGUACGUUCGUAGAAAUUUGCAAGAAGACAUAGAUGAAGUGAGAACUCAAGUUAAGAAAGUGGAGAGCGGAUACAAGAAGAUCGAGUCGGAUAUGAGGGAGCGGUUACAGGAACUGGAAGAAAGGCACGCCAUCUACGAGGAACCAAUAGGAAAGCUUCUGGCUGAAAUGGCCAUGAUGAAAUAAGAUGACUAUUUCGCUUAACUUUGUCAUCCCCCAGUGUGACGACCGUAAAAUUACUUCUUUUUGUUUGUGUACUUUUGAAAUCAGUGCCCAUUAUGUCUUACCUUCUUUCCUAACAAGCACAGGUCAGAAGUUUUUGAGCGGAAGCGUAUUCGAAUAAAUUUUGUUCGCUGGA
Molecule: messenger RNA, 1448 nt
Organism: Rhipicephalus sanguineus (brown dog tick)
Lineage: Eukaryota; Metazoa; Arthropoda; Arachnida; Ixodida; Ixodidae
Product: TNF receptor-associated factor 6
Exons: 10
Coding region: 260-1276 (338 amino acids)
Biological process (GO): protein K63-linked ubiquitination; regulation of canonical NF-kappaB signal transduction; positive regulation of JNK cascade
Cellular component (GO): plasma membrane signaling receptor complex
Molecular function (GO): zinc ion binding
Source: RefSeq, a predicted model, not a curated record